Molecule: messenger RNA, 2328 nt
Organism: Drosophila melanogaster (fruit fly)
Lineage: Eukaryota; Metazoa; Arthropoda; Insecta; Diptera; Drosophilidae
Gene: dind
Product: diamond
Exons: 5
Coding region: 47-1825 (592 amino acids)
Source: RefSeq, marked reviewed
UAGUGUUGAAUAAAAUAUAGUCUUUCUAAACAACAAAAGGUGAAACAUGCAGGAGCUCAAGCAACGUUUUGAGCGACGCCAGUUGGCGGAUGACCUGAAACAAAAACAGGUAAUCCAGGAUCAUCUGCUGCAGAAAAUCCUGUACUCAAAGCGCCUGCUGGUGGACCAUGUGGAGGCACUGGAGCACUGCAUGCAGGAGCUGCAGACAGCCUCCAGUGCGAGUUCCGGCCGGCAAUUGCUGACGACGAGGAACGCCUGCCUGAUAUUGGGUGGCACUCUGUUGGAGCACCUGAUAACCCCACGGGGCAUCCGGUACACCAUGGUUCCAUCCAUCCUCAUUUCGGGUACCUUUGCUGCACUGUUCGCUGUGAAGAGCGUCUUCGUUUGCCGCAACAAAAUCGUGGAACGGAAGUUGGAGCAACUGGUCAAGACCAUCGAUGAGUUCGGCAACUGCAUCCGUCGAAAUAUGACGUACUUUCAGGAGAUCAUCAUCAUGAAACAGGCCGAGCUCAUAGAAUCCCGUCAAAUUGAGCGCGCUUGGGAUUGCAUAACGGCCGCCAAGGAGGUUACCGAAAUCCUGUACGAUGCCACCCGAAAACUGGAGACGGACUAUCCCCUGCCGACAAAGUACAGCGCCUACUAUGCGCCCAUGGAAGAACUGCGGGAGUGCGAGUACUUCAAGAACAAUGUCACGGACUACAGUCCCAAGCACAUAAAAGACUUUCACAACAUCUUCGCCUAUGUGCAGUCACAAUACCUGCUCCGGCUGGCACUCACCAUCACAACUCGUCCCUCGAUCUCUCAGCUGAGCGAGGAUCUGGUGAAAAUCGACAGCCUGGUGAGGCAGUUGGUACAAGAGGAGGAGCAGCACUUCAGUAAUCUAGCAUUAGCCCUGCAGAACAAGAAGCAAUUGGAACUGGCUGAGCUGAAUGCGACUAGAGCAGAGCAACAGCAGAGUGGACCAAUUGCUGUGCUGCAGCACUCCUCGCUAAAACUAAGCGCCUGCAUGGUGGCCGUGGCCGCAGAAUGUCAAGCUCUGGACGUGACUCUUCAAAAACUCACUGUCACAGAGGCGGCAAAAAAGAACAACUCCAAGGAGCUGGUGGCUGUGGCCAAUAAUAUGCAUGGCAUCGAAAAUGCCUUGGCCGUUUGCUGUGAUGAUUUCCAGCGAUUGAUGCUGGUCUACAACAAGUUCUUGCACAGUCAGCUGGAUUUGGAAGGAGAGUUGCCGAAGCCCAAGCAGGAUCUCGACGAUGAAUUCCCCGAGAGCAUUCUUAGGGUUGAGUUCUCGCAGAACGUGGAUGCUCCGCAGCAGAGGGAUGACUUUUAUGCAUACAUGUACGAUGAAAACGAGGAGCAGCACUUUGAAGCUGAGCAGAAUGCACCGUUUCCCUCGCCGGAAAAGGAACUGCUUAACUUCGAGAAGCGUAUUACCAAGGGAAGGUUUAAGCCUGUCCUCAAACAGCUGAAAGAUCGCAUCGAUCCCAUCAGACAAGUUAUGCUGGAAAAGGAGCGUGAGGUUCUGGCCUCUAAGGGCAUAAAUGUGGACGAGCUGUUUGGCAAAAUGGAAAGAGUCGAGCAGCAGCAGGAGGACAAUCGCUUGGCGGAUGCCGCACCCUUACCUGUCUACGAAUCCUCCAGCAACUCAGAUUCGGACUCUGCUGACGAAGAGGCAUUCAGGCGACGCAGCAAACAGCACAAGGAGCGUGAUAAUUUUGCUGAAAUGCGUCAAUUUCUUGCUCAGAAGCAGGCUAUUAAUCUGUUUAAGCUACCACCACCACCUGUGGCCGCCGGUGGGGAGGAGCUGCUUGAAAGUGAAUGCUAGACGGGCUGGCUGGCUGUUUGUUUUGUUGUUCACUAGCCUGUUAUCUGGAUAUUUGCUCUGAAUAGUUUAAGCUUUUAUCAUUUAUCUAGCCAAUUGGAGAGAUAGACCGCUCGCCAAGCGACGCCACAUCACCCCGAACACAACUUUCUGCCUUUCGGUUGUUCCUCGUUUUGAUGUUCCCUACCAUUUUUAUAACUAAAUAAAACAUAGCAAAACAAAAUAAAACAAAGCAAUGAAUAAAUGUUAUUAAGUAGGCCAACUCUACAUAAUACAUAUGUGAAAGCAAUUGGAAAAAAUUCAUUUAAACUAUUUGAAUCGGCAAUUCGUUUUGACACUUGCGUUUAAGGAACUUAAUUACACUUUUAAUUAAAAAUCAUUGUUAAAAAAAAAACAUAAGUUUGGCAAUCACGUUACCGAUAUAUGUAUACUCUAUGUAAAGAACUGUAAUUGAAAUUAAAAAUCUUUUAUUACACACUAAUGUGCGGAUCUUAAGUACAAUACAC